Linum trigynum is the source of this 1938-nucleotide messenger RNA. The record is from the annotation of a GenBank genome assembly. NCBI's taxonomy places the organism in Eukaryota, Viridiplantae, Streptophyta, Magnoliopsida, Malpighiales, Linaceae.
AUUUUACGGAACAUGACUUUUUUUUUGUAAUCCUAUCAAAUGUUUGGCUAGUUCUUACCAAAAAAUAAAAUGGCUAGUUUUUUGCAUUUUAAUAUUUUUAGGCUAUUUAUUUUUGUGGAUUACCAAAACGUUUGGCUAAUAAAUACAUUGUAUUUACUAAUGUUUUUAAUUUCUCACCUGUCUCUUAACUCCCGAAACGUUGUCGUCUGGACAAAUGUAAGGAUCACCGUGGUCGCGCCCUCACGGGUCAAUCUCGCACGCACCGUCAAAACAAAAGAUGAAAGUCGCGGCGGCAAUAUGGUCCCACAACCAAAGCCAAAGUUGAGCUAUUUCCUUCCACUCAGAAUUAUGCAGAGGGAGGGUUCGGUGCUCUUCCGCCAGCUCUAAGCUCCUCGCUUCUCCGACUCAGAAUCUCCGCCGCAGGAGGCCGGAAGCUCUGGUAAGGUUAUGUCUCAUUCAGUUCUUCUCUUGCGCCUGAUAAAUUCAAUUCGUUUGACUCAGUGGAUUUCCGGCCCCUUUUGUUUCUGGAUUGUUCCUUAUCUUCUUAAUUCCGGUGACGCUGUAGUUCUUGAAUGGCAGUGAUUCAGAAAUCUGCUUACUCUUUCUCUAGACUGGUUAUAUCAAGGUUCUCAUAGCUUCCAGUUUGGGUUUUGCUAUGUUGUUAGAGGGCUCAUUGUAGAGAUGAGCAUGUCUGGACUAGCUGUUGCUCCCACUAAGUGUGGUGCGCGGGCACCUGGCUUGAGUACUUCCGGCCAACGUGUUUUAGCUGUUUGUAGCGGGGAUAGAACUCGAGAGAAGAAUAUUGGGUUUCUCCCAUUGCAAAGAAGCUGGGCAACUAGACUGGUGCGAACAUUCAGACCGCGGCAAACUUAUGUUGUCAAAUGCGCUAUGGAUGCUUCCUAUGGUGGAGAUGUUGUUUUCCCGAGAAUCCAUGUAAGGGACCCGUACAAACGACUUGGGAUAAGCAGGGAAGCCUCUGAAGAUGAAAUUCAAGGUGCACGAAACUUCCUAAUUCAGAGAUAUGGUGGACACAAACCGAGUGUGGAUGCAAUUGAAACGGCACAUGACAAGAUAAUCAUGCAGAAGUUUUAUGAUAGAAAGAACCCCAAGAUCGAUAUCAACAAAAAGGUUAGGGAAGUUAAGCAGUCCCGAUUUGUGCAGGCCGUGACAAACAGAUUCCGCACCCCUUCAACAAGUGUCAUUGUUAAAACAACAGUUGCAUUCCUUGUACUUGGAGCUCUCACUGUUCUGUUUCCAACUGAGGAAGGCCCAACCCUUCAAGUAGCGAUCUCCCUAGUGGCUACUAUGUACUUCAUAUAUGACCGAUUGAACAGCAGACUGAGAGCUGUGCUCUACGGGGUUGCAGCUUUCAUUUUCUCGUGGCUGCUUGGAACCUUCUUGAUGGUAUCUAUAAUCCCUCCGGUGCCAAUCAUUAAAGGACCUAGGAGCUUUGAAGUGAUAACUUCUUUGCUAACCUAUGUGCUGCUAUGGAUUUCCUCCACCUAUCUGAAGUGAUAAGCACCACUGCUUCCUGUCCCAGCCCUUUACAAGACUGCAAUUUUGGUGGGAGAUGGGAUGCUUCUAUUUAGUUACUGUUCAUUUAACUUGGGCAUCUAGUUGAUUUUUGUUCAUGUUUUCCAAUGAGAGCGGCAAUGCUUUUAGAAACUUUUGUCGGUGGAGUUGAGUAAAAAGAGCAUAUAGUUGGGGAAGGAAGGGACUUUUCUGCUGGUAGAUGAUAGUGAGAACACCUCCAUGCUUCGGUUAUCUAGUUGGUUAUUGCAUCUUGACCGUACAUUCUUGAGGUUUAUUCUUCCAUCUCCAUCCUUUAGCUGAGCCAAAGAUGGCAGAAUCAAUCGUGGAAUUGAUAUUAGAGAGUUUGCCGAAACGGACAGUUCAUUUUUUGGGUCCGAGGUACCUUUAUAAAUUCAGUUUUUUUUC